Molecule: messenger RNA, 747 nt
Organism: Mucor velutinosus
Lineage: Eukaryota; Fungi; Mucoromycota; Mucoromycetes; Mucorales; Mucoraceae
Product: Bifunctional purine biosynthesis protein PurH
Exons: 6
Coding region: 1-747 (248 amino acids)
Biological process (GO): protein transport to vacuole involved in ubiquitin-dependent protein catabolic process via the multivesicular body sorting pathway
Cellular component (GO): ESCRT II complex
Source: RefSeq, a predicted model, not a curated record
AUGAGAAGAAGGCCUGUGGGAGUAGCAAGCGUAACUUAUAGAAAGCGAACUGAGAAAGAGUUUCAGCAAAUUGGCGAUUCUAUUGCAGCGAAAGAGCUAGAGCAGCUGCAAAGUCAAAUGGAUGUCUUCAAGACCAAUCUACAAGAAUUUGCUCAAAAACAUCGCAAAGACAUUCGAAAAGAUCCAACGUUUCGUGCCCAUUUUCAACGUAUGUGCACCAAUAUCGGUGUGGAUCCUCUUGCGUCCAAUAAGGGUUUUUGGGCGGAUUUGUUGGGUGUAGGCGACUUUUACUAUGAAUUAGGGAUUCAAAUCAUCGAAGCGUGCAUUGUCAGUAGGAUCAACGAUGGCGGAUUGACAGAAUUGAGUGAAAUUAUGCGACGAGUGCAAGUGAUGAGAGGUUCUAACAACGACAAGCAACAGCAACAGCAGCAAAUUUCAGAAGAUGAUAUUACACGAGCCAUCAAAACACUAAAGCCUCUUAGUGGUGGGUAUGAAGUGCUCCUGAUUGGAGACAGGAAACUCGUUAGAUCAGUUCCCAAAGAACUAGAUAAAGACCAAUCGGCUUUACUAUUAUUAGCCCAGAAAACGGGAUAUGUUGAUUACGACAUGAUCAAGAAUGAAUUGGGCUGGAAUCCAGAGAGAAUUAAAACUGCUACACAACACUUGCUACAAGAUGGCAUUGCUUGGUUGGAUCAAUUUGGAGAAAAAGAAUCAUUUUGGAUACCCACUUACUUUAUUGCAAAUUGA